Messenger RNA from Drosophila albomicans, 421 nucleotides. RefSeq lists its product as uncharacterized. The record is from RefSeq and is a predicted model, not a curated record. Bases 61 to 372 code for a protein of 103 amino acids. The transcript is spliced from 2 exons. NCBI's taxonomy places the organism in Eukaryota, Metazoa, Arthropoda, Insecta, Diptera, Drosophilidae.
GGAGGGCGUUACGAGGAAAAGUGUGAUGUUUUUAGCUUUGGAAUAGUUUUCUGGGAAGUAAUGUCUGGCAAGACGCCCUUUUAUGACUUUAAGAACGUGCUGCCAAUUGCUAUCCAAGGAAAAAUAAAUGAAGAAGGUAAACGUCCCAAUAUAGAUGAUAUUGACAAACUUAAGAAGUUUGAGUAUUUGAAUUGCAUAAAACUAUUAAUUCAAAAGUGCUGGGAUAUUGACCCACUAAAAAGACCAAGCAUGAGAAGAUUGGCCACCAUUCUUGGCAUUCAGCCUCGAGUUUAUAUGAACUAUCCACAUCUAUUGUUUGAAAUUGAUAGAUUGAGAGAUAUUUGUGAUGAAGACUUUAAAUUUCCUAAAUAAUAUAUUUUUGUACGAAUUACAAUAAAAAUUAAAUAUUUUACAAACGAAA